Phoenix dactylifera (date palm) is the source of this 2148-nucleotide messenger RNA. Its product is annotated as protein CELLULOSE SYNTHASE INTERACTIVE 1-like. Gene Ontology annotation, molecular function: protein binding. NCBI's taxonomy places the organism in Eukaryota, Viridiplantae, Streptophyta, Magnoliopsida, Arecales, Arecaceae. The record is from RefSeq and is a predicted model, not a curated record.
UAAGAAGAGCAAAGAUGGGAGAGUCACAAGCGAAAUGGAUACCAAAGUAUGGAUAGAUUAUACAAUAGCAAAUAAAAUCUUCUGCUUAUAGGUUCCUCUUCCUACCAAGAAAACCACACAAUCCUCUCCCACUUGUAGCCAAAACCACCAAAAAAUUCCAAGAGAAUUUAGUGACCAAAGCUGCAGGGAAGAUGGUUCCAUCAUCUCCAUAAAGCCAGAGAUGAAAGAAAAGGAAGAAGAGAUUAGUCUCCGCCGAGCAUCAGAGCUCAUUGAUUCUUCGAUCUCCUCCUCCUACUCCAUCCAAUUAUUCCCUAUCAAAUGGCAGAUGAUCCGCAACAAGCUCGAGCGGCUGCGCUCUGGCCUGACCACCAUGGGUGGCGGCAAUGAUUUCAACGCCAAUUCAGAGCUCAACAAACUGUUAAGAGCUACAGCAUCGACCGCAGUCGAGGCCCAAGUGCUUGCCCACCGAUGCAGUGAGGAGUCCUAUAAUGGCGGGAAGCUCCUCCAAAGGAGCGACCUUGAUGUCAUCGCUGCCAAGGUCGAGCUCCACAUCAAGCAGCUAACUGAAAUAUAUGCUUCUGGGAUUUUGAGGCACCCUCGGGCCAUCGUCGUGUCGAGGCCAGGCGCUGGCUCGAGCCAUGAGGACAUGAGGUUCUACGUGAAGGAUCUGUUCUCAAGACUGAAGAUUGGGGACUUGGAGAUGAGAAGUCGAGCCUUAGCUGCUCUUAAUGAGAUCCUUCAAGAGGACGAGAGCUAUGCAAGAAUUGCAGUGGCUGAAAUGGCCGAUGGUGUUGGUCUCCUGGCGAGCCUUCUGGAAGUCGGCGAUGAAGGCAUCAAAGAGGAGGCCUUGCAGGCUGUUUCAGUGAUCGCGGGGUUCGACUGCUACCGCGGAGCUCUUGUCAUUGCCGGAGUUAUCGCGCCGCUGAUUCAGAUUUUGGAGUCCGGAAGCGAAUUGGCGAAGGAGGGAGCGGCCCGAGCUCUGAAGAAACUGACGCAGAAUUCUGAUAAUGCAUGGUCCGUUACAGCUCAAGGAGGUGUUACCCCACUGCUCAAGAUCUGCGGCGACGACAUGAGCAGCGGAGGAUUGAUCUGCUCGGCUUGCGGCAUACUGAAGAGCCUCAGCAGCGUGGAUGAGAUCAGGAGGUUCAUGGUGGAAGAAGGGGCAGUCUCUGUCUUCGUAAAGCUUUCGAGAUCGAAGGAGGAGGUGUUUCAAAUCCAAGCAAUAGAAUUCCUGACCACCAUUGCUUGUGAGGAUGGUGCUAUCAAGGAGAAGGUGGUAAGAGAAGGGGUGGUCGAGUCACUUGUUCAAGUCCUGGAUCCAAAUUCUCAUUAUUCUUCAAAGGCAAGAGAGGUUGCUCUCGGGGCUAUCGACGCAUUCUGUUUCUCACCUCCAAGUUCCAUGAAUUCGUUGACGGCCUCCGGGUUUAUCGACCGAAUUCUCUUCUUUCUCAGAAAUGGCGAGAUCUCCAUCCAGGAAUCAGCACUUAAGGUUGCAUCUCGUCUCUGUGGGUUAUCUGAAGAGUCUAAGAAGGCAAUGGGCGACGCCGGUCUUAUGCCAGAGCUUGUCAAGCUACUUGAUGCUGGAUCUUUCGAGGUCCGGGAGUUGGCGGCGGAGGCAAUCUGCAGCAUGGUCUCGGUUCAGAGAAACCGAAGAAGAUUCAUACGGCAAGAUCGAAACGUGAAUCGAAUUCUCCAAUUGCUCAAUCCCGAAGAGAAGUCGGUGACAAGGAAGUUCUUGCUCGCUGCUCUCAUGUCCUUAACUGAGAGCAGCAGCGGGCGGAAAAAGAUCAUGGCCUCUGAGUAUGUGAAGCAUCUAGAGAAGCUUGCAGAGGCCGAUGUAGCAGAUGCAAAGAAGGUCGUCAAGAAGCUCCACAGUAACAGAUUCCGGAGUUUACUGACCGGAAUUUGGAGCUUGUGAGCAACAUCAUUAGUAUUUCCUAACGAAUAUCUUUACUUGACCUUAUAGGCUUUUACUUUUAAUUCCAUCAUUGCUUUCUCUCUGUUCCAUGAUGAUUUAGAGCAGCUUUUCAUGUGAUUCUCUGCUUCAGAGUAUCUUCUUAGUCUCAAAAGUGUAAGGAAAUCUUCCAACAUGCGCAUGUAAAUUGUUCAUAACGUAGUAGAAAAUUAGUGAAGAAUGUAAAAGAGAAA